Messenger RNA from Drosophila novamexicana, 1907 nucleotides. Its product is annotated as protein mab-21-like. Lineage: Eukaryota; Metazoa; Arthropoda; Insecta; Diptera; Drosophilidae. The record is from RefSeq and is a predicted model, not a curated record. Bases 1 to 990 code for a protein of 329 amino acids. The transcript has 3 exons.
AUGACAGCCGUCGGACGCCGGAAUUACGCAGAUCCAAUUGGUAGCCAGUUGGAGUCCGGAUCGAAGAUCAAGGGAUUACAUGCGCCAUUCGAGGGCGUUGAGGUGAUCUCGCCGAAUGAGUUCGAGAUCGUGCUCUACCUGAACCAGAUGGGCGUCUUCAACUUUGUGGACGACGGCACCCUGCCCGGCUGUGCGGUGCUCAAGCUGAGCGACGGACGCAAGCGCUCCAUGUCCCUGUGGGUGGAGUUCAUCACAGCGUCGGGCUAUCUGUCGUCGCGCAAGAUUCGCGCCCGCUUCCAGACGUUGGUGGCGCAGGCGUGUGACAAGAGCAUCUAUCGGGAUAUGGUCAAGAUGAUUGGCGACACCACCGAGGUGAAGCUGCGGAUUAGGGAACGCUUUGUGGUGCAGAUAACGCCGGCCUUCAAAUGCUCCGGCAUCUGGCCGCGAUCGGCGGCGCAUUGGCCUAUGCCGCAUAUACCCUGGCCGCAUCCCAAUAUCGUGGCCGAGGUCAAGACCGAGGGCUUCGAUCUGCUCUCCAAGGAGAGCAUCAUUAUGCAGAACAAGAACAACAAUGCGGCCAGCAUGGAGGGCGAUGCUUGGGUUCUAAGUUUCUUCGAGGCUGAGAAUCGCCUGCUGCAAGGUGGCUGCCGUCGUCGCUGCCUGAGCAUAUUGAAGACGCUGCGUGACCGUCACCUGGAGCUGCCCGGCAAUCCGAUCAGCGCGUAUCACCUGAAGAAUCUGCUGCUCUACGAGUGCGAGAAGCAUCCGCGUGACUUUGAGUGGGACGAGAGCUGCAUUGCGGACCGUUUGAAUGGUAUAUUCCUGCAGCUAAUCUCCUGCCUCCAAUAUCGCCGCUGUCCCCACUAUUUUCUGCCCAGCCUCGAUAUGUUCAAGGGCAAAUCCCCCAGCGCCCUCGAGCAGGCUGCCAAGCAGGUCUGGCGUUUGACUCGUGAGAUGCUCACCAAUGCCAAUGCCUUUGAAAAGUUGUAAGCGCGGCAAGAGAGAGCGAGAGCGAGAGAGAGAGAGUAUGUGUGUGUGUGUGAUUGUAUGAUUCAAGGUGCUAAAUUUUCAUUGUCACAGCGCGGCGAUUGCGUUGAUCUGAUAAGCGAAAUGCCCUCAGUGGCUGCCAUUUUGUGCCAUGUCUGUGUGUGUGUGUGAGUGUGUUUGCGUGCGUGCAUGUGUGUGUGUGUGCAUAGCAACAACAAUAGCAAGCGGCGAAAAGCCGAAGUGUUAAUGCAAAGAUGAGAGAUAAGCCGCACAUUGCACACUCCUCAAACCAAAUUCGACUCUUUUGCCGCCUGUUACCGUUGCUGCUGCUGAUGCUGCUUCUUCUUUUUGCCCAUUGCACGCCUGGCUGCUUAUCCGGCGAAUAUUGUUUUUAAUAACUCGCCGCUUUGAGCAUGUUUCGCCUUAUGGCCAAACACAAUGCCAGCAGCAGCAGCAGCAGCGAAACAACAAAACAAAACAAAGCGAAAUACAAACAGUCACAACAACAACAACAACAACAAAAGGAACAGAGAAAAAAGAGCAUUUGUCGGCUUUGCUUUGCAAGUGUGCUCAAGUGUGAGCGAAUGCGCUCUCAUUAUCGAAAUUGAGUACUUACUCAUUUAAGUACUCGCUGUAAGUAAUAAAUACCCAUGCAUACGCAGCUGUAUACGAUAAAAACCUACUUAAAUUACACAUAUGUACAUACAUACAUAUAUGUAUAUAUAUAUAUAUCUAUACAACGUACAUCUAUGGAUUUAGAUAUCAAGAUAUUUGUUUAUCCUUCCACGUCUGACUGAAAUAAUAAGAAAGACAAGAGUCACAAAUAAAAAGAACAGAGAAAUACUCGCAUCGAACAUGCAUUAAUAUUUGUCUUCCCCUUUAAGUUAUAAUAUUAAAUGUAAGCCAUAUUCUGUCAUUUU